AUGGCAAACCUCGACGUCUACCAACUUCUCUCUCAGCUCAGUGUCGAAGAGAAAAUCAGUCUGCUAGCCGGCAUUGAUUUCUGGCACACUGCGCCCAUUCCGCGAUUAGGAAUCCCCUCAAUUCGCAUGUCUGAUGGACCAAACGGCAUUCGCGGAACUCGAUUUUUCAAUGGUGUCCCUGCUGCGUGUUUCCCAUGUGGCACUGCAUUGGGUGCGACAUGGGAUGUAGGAUUGAUUGAAGCCGCCGGGCAGCUCAUGGCUGAGGAAGCACGUGCAAAAGGUGCAGCUGUAGUUCUCGGUCCCACUGUGAACAUGCAGCGCUCGCCUCUGGGGGGACGAGGAUUUGAAAGCUUCAGUGAAGAUCCUGUUCUCGCGGGUUCAAUGGCAGCCGCAGAAAUCAAGGGAAUGCAAAGCCGUGGUGUUGCAAGUACCAUUAAACAUUUUGUGUGCAAUGACCAAGAAGAUGAGAGGCAGGCAGUCGACUCUAUUAUCACAGAGAGAGCACUGAGGGAGAUUUACCUCCUGCCUUUUCAAAUUGCAAUGCGAGAUGCGCAGCCACGUGCAUUCAUGACAGCAUACAAUAAAGUCAAUGGGACUCAUGCAAGUGAAGACCUCAAGCUCCUCCAAGACAUACUCCGGGAUGAAUGGGGUUUUCAUGGUUUGACGAUGAGCGAUUGGGGUGGCACUUAUUCCGUAUCUGAGGCAGUAAAUGCUGGAUUAGAUAUUGAGAUGCCCGGUCCGUCCGUAUGGCGAGGCGAGCUUGUCAAGCUAGCAUGGAAGGUCAACAAGAUUAAGUCCGAGACAAUUGAUAAAAGGGUCCUUGCUGUGCUUGACAUGAUCAACUACGCCAUCGAGGCCGGUAUCACGGGAAAUGCCCCAGAAACGACAAACGAUACUCCUGAAACUGCAAAGCUUCUUAGAGAUAUUGCUGCUUCAUCAAUAGUACUUUUAAAAAAUGAGCGUGAACUUCUUCCUCUCAAAACAGACAAAACGGUUGCUGUCAUUGGGCCAAAUGCAAAAGUAGCUACUUACUGCGGCGGUGGCUCGGCCAGCUUACGACCCUACUAUGCUGUGACUCCCUACGAGGGAAUCAGCCGUAAAUCGCAGAAUGUUGAAUAUGCCUUGGGUGCAACUUCUCAUAAACAGCUACCUUUACUCAACACGGCACUCACAUUAAGUGAUGGUCAACCUGGGUUUAAACUAAGGUUUUAUACAGAGCCCCCAACGGUACCAAAUCGCGAAGUUGUCGACGAAAAUGUGCUCGAUAGUUCGUUCGUCAAUUUAAUGGAUUAUAAAAAUCCGCAAAUCCGGGGUCUUCUUUAUUAUGUUGAGCUCGAAAGCACAUUCACACCGGAGGAAGACGGCGUGUACGAGUUUGGACUGACCGUGAACGGAACGGGCAAGCUCUUCAUUGACGGACGAAUUGUUGUUGAUAAUGCCUCCCAGCAGCGGACAGGCGACAGCUUUUUCGGCUCUGGGACUGUCGAAGAAAUUGGGUCUAUUGAGAUGAAAGCUGGCAAGACUUAUGAAGUGGGAAUGCAGUUUGGCACCUCGCCCACCCAGACCGUGGUCAAAAUGGGCGCUACGGCAAUGGCAGCCGGUGGAUUUCGGCUCGGUGGGAUGAUCAAGACCGAUCCCGAAAACGAGAUUCAGAAGGCCAUUUCUUUGGCACAGCAAGUCGAUCAGGUAGUCCUAUGUGCAGGACUCAACUCCGACUGGGAAUCUGAAGGCUACGAUCGUACACACAUGGACCUGCCAGGGAAUCUCAAUGCGCUGAUUGAUGCAGUGGCCAGUGCAAAUCCCAAUACGGUUGUAGUACUGCAGUCCGGCACACCAGUGAGCAUGCCAUGGGCAAGCAAAGUGCCUGCCAUCAUACAAGCAUGGUACGGGGGCAACGAGACAGGAAAUAGCAUCGCCGACGUCCUUUUUGGCACGGUGAAUCCGAGUGGCAAGCUUCCACUGACCUUUCCUCAUCGCAACGAAGAUAACCCAGCAUUUCUCAACUUCAAAUCAGAGCGCGGUCGAGUGCUCUACGGCGAGGACGUUUAUGUGGGUUAUCGGUACUAUGAGACGUGUCAAAAAGACGUGCUUUUCCCCUUUGGUCACGGACUCUCAUACACUACCUUUUCCAUGAGCAACCUGACUGCUAGACUCGGGGAUGACAGCAAAAACCUUCUUGUUAUUCUAGAUGUAACGAAUACCGGUCCUGUGGAUGGCGCAGAGGUGGUGCAGGUUUACGUUCGUCAGCGCGCCCCUUCAGUGAAACGUCCGUCCAAGGAGCUCAAAGGCUUUGCAAAGCCAUUUAUUCCCCACGGUGAAACUCGGCAAGUCAGUUUGACGCUGAACGUUAAAUAUGCCGCCAGCUUCUGGGACGAGUCUCGCCAUGCGUGGAUUAUCGAGCACGGCCAGUACGAUGUGCUGGUGGGCAAUAGCAGUGCGAAUGUGCCCUUGCAAGCUUCGUUUUCUGUUGCUGAUACGACCUGGUGGAAUGGGGUAUGA
Xylona heveae TC161 is the source of this 2499-nucleotide messenger RNA. Its product is annotated as glycoside hydrolase family 3 protein. The coding region runs from base 1 to 2499 and encodes 832 amino acids. Lineage: Eukaryota; Fungi; Ascomycota; Xylonomycetes; Xylonales; Xylonaceae. Gene Ontology annotation, biological process: glucan catabolic process. The record is from RefSeq and is a predicted model, not a curated record. Gene Ontology annotation, molecular function: beta-glucosidase activity. The transcript has 5 exons.